This is a messenger RNA of Clupea harengus (Atlantic herring), 4311 nucleotides long. RefSeq names its product meiosis specific with coiled-coil domain (gene meioc). NCBI's taxonomy places the organism in Eukaryota, Metazoa, Chordata, Actinopteri, Clupeiformes, Clupeidae. Gene Ontology annotation, biological process: male meiosis I; meiotic cell cycle; mRNA stabilization. The record is from RefSeq and is a predicted model, not a curated record. Gene Ontology annotation, cellular component: nucleus; cytoplasm.
GCUAUUUAUUUUAAUAUGGACUAAUUGUCAUGUGCCAUAACGUUUUUCACAAUGCUUCAAAGUGGGUCUAUCCUAAAGUUUAACACCAUCCAAAGAGCACCCCAACUCAUAAAGCACUUAGCUCAGUCCGACCCACUACUACUGUAACAGUUUAAUAUUCAUAUGGUAGCACAGAAUUAAUGUUCUCCAGUGUAGGGCUCUAAUCUUUGCAUUUGGUGUGCCUGCGCACCCUGAUAUAACAUUAACUGAUUAAAUGUACUGGUGUAUUACAUCGCCUAAAUGUACUUUGUUGUUCUAGGUUUUCAUAUGGUAGGUAGCACACACAUAGUAGUAAAAAGUGACAGAAUUAUGGUUAUGGUUAAGGUAUUUAGCAGACAAUACUCUUUUAUGAAAAAAAAAAAAUGAAAAACCCCGCGUUUACGAAAAGGUGAAUAUUUCCUUCCAAUGUUGCUAUGCGCUUGCCAACCAAUCAGAGCAGAAAAGUUGCUGACAGACCACUUCGCGAGGGUUCUAAGUGAAAACUGAACAGUUGAAUUGGGGAGCUCGAGAGUGUCUGUUGUGUUUUUGUUUGUGAAAUUCUGUCAAAGUAUUUAUUUUUUUCUGUCGAAUGAAGUGUUAAUAAUUAAUAAUCGUGGAAAUCUAAUUUGGCGGAUUAAUUUCUGGAGGAUUUACAUUUUCGUCUUACAACAUUUUAAUGGAGGGCAAUAAUGCAUUGAAAAGCCAGUUGAGAGGGAAUUUAUGUGGUCCCAGAAUGGCAUUUGAUCGGUUCCAAAAUGCAGUAUCGGGGUCAGACUCAUACUUCUCUCCACAGAAGAAUCAGGUCAGUCUUACAGAUAUUGGGCGGCUGCCUCAGCCCUAUCCAUUACCUGAAUUCCCGCUGUCUGAGGAUGCCAACCUCUACACACCAUGGGCAGCUCCAGACGACUUUCAGAAGUUUAUGGAUUGUGCUCAAACCAAUCCCAAAAAUAUCUUUGAAAGGACCCAGAUGGACGCAAACCAGUGUGGAAGUGAGGCUGAUCUAUAUGGCUUGGUGUCCAAUAUCCUGGAAGAUGCUGAUCAGUUGGACACCACUUUUGCAGAAGAAACCCAAGGCAGUCUGAAGUCUGUGUGGUCUCCUAAUACCAUGAGGCAGAACAGCUUGCAGCAGUACUUUACCCCAGAGCUCAAGAUGCAGCCAAACUCCAGCUUCCAGCCAGGCCCGGGCUACUCUGACCCCCAUCUCAAGGCUCUUAGGCAGUUCCCUGGCAAGGAUCCGCAGCUUAGAGCAGACUGCUUCCAGCAUCUCAGUGACUUUGAAAGUGACUCACUCUGGCUCCUCUCCCCUUGCAAUGGAGACGCUCAGGCCUAUUCCAUGCCGGAGGCAGAGCUGCCUCGACCCCCGGGCUUAGAGCUCCCCCCUGGGGCCAGCUCGUACAUGUCCAAGGCCCGAGCAGGAAAGGCUCAAGAGUUCAGCACAGCUGUGAAGGAUGAGGGUCUGUGUGGGGUCGCCAGGGCCCUCGAUCCAAGCUGUAGCCUCCAGGCGGGCAGGCCAAGCGAGUCGUACUUCGGCGAUUACUCCGAUGAUUUUGGCGCGGGCCGGGCCAAGCCAAAGAUGCACAAGCCCCUUUCCAUGCAGGAGAUGAGCAAGCUGGCAGCCAGCAUGCAGGCUAUGCUGAUGGGGGAGCAGGAGAGCACCUACUCCCGGGAGCCCCCUCUGAACAGAGCACUGAACCACAGGCACUACGAGGACAGCAUGGCCGAACAAAAGAGCCUCCUGUACCCCCGUAUGCCACCAGCGCUGCAGUACAAAAGAGACGUGCAGAGAGACUUUGAGGAGCAACGUGGGAGCGACCUGGGGAAGAGGCAGUCCCCUCCGUGUGACUUCUACCCCAAAGACUACGCAGGGCCAGGUCAGCAGCAGUGUGACUACUUCCAGACCUUACCAUCACCUCAGGCGGUCAAGAUCAGCACCAGCAGCGGUGCCAAUGAGCCCGGCCUCAACCAGUAUGCCUCGCUGUAUGCUCAGUCAAGCCAGUACCAUGGCCAAGCUAAGCAGAUGUCCAGGGCGGACAUGGUGGGUGCAGGUGCUCUUGGGUUGACCAGGUUCCCCGCUCCCUCUGUUUCUGACCUUCGCUCACUACUGUCCUCCCAGCAGUUACAGAGGGGCUCCGGCCAGAACUGCAUGCCUGACUGCAGCCAGGGGGAUAUGGGAGACAGCCUGCAGGGCCGGCCGGGGCAGGGGCCUGGAUGUGGUAGCCUGAGGAGAGGUCAGGGCAACGGUGGUGCUGGAGAUGGGCCUGAUAUGGAUCUCCAUACCGAGAAGACUCGGAUGCACGGCUCUGCCUUGGCUGCAGACAGCUUUGCCCCUCAGUGCUUCAUGGAGGGUAGGAACAAGCCCCUGUGUGGAGACAGGAAGCAGGGCCUGCUGCAGAAUCCUUACUUGGAGCUGCUGGGCAGUCUAUAUGGACCUCCAGCCCUCCAGCACAGCAACCAAGGGAAACCUCAGCCUUCACCCUUCCUGCCCCUCCUGUACCCAGCCAUGGGUGGCCCAAGACAGGGUGGUUUUAGCUCCCUCCAGUCCCGCUCCUCUCAUCCCUACAACUCUCUCAUGGACUUUGAUUUCAUGCCAGAGGGAGAGGCUGCAAUAUUUAACCCCUACUUGCAGGAGGCAAUGGGAUUGGCUGCGGGAGGAGACGGGCCUCUCCCAGGAUUCCUCUCUUCCCUCAGGGGCCCCAGGCUGGGCAGGAGCCGUGGAGGACCUACCAAUCAGCUCCACCAGCACCUGGAGGAGUGCUGUGAGCAGUGGAGACUCCUGGAGAAGGAGAGGAAGAAGUCAGAGGGAAUCCUGACCAAGACUUACCCAGGGAAACGCAUAUCAGUGGGAGGCAGCAACCCACUGCCCAAGGUCCCUCACAACCCCUCCCGAGUGGACCGCCUCAUUGUAGACCAGCUGCGAGAACAAGCCAAGGUGGUGAGUGUGCUGGGGAGGAUGGAGCGCCUGAGGAGUGUUCCCCUGCAUGCUAAUGUCUGCACAAUGCUGGACCGACACCUGGAGGCCAUCUACAGCACUCAGGCCCGCCGCAGGGAGGAGCUGCAGAGCAGCAGCACGCGCCAGAGACCCGGGGCUGCUCUUCUCAACGAGGACAGAGACAUCCUCCUGCUGGCUGUAGCCCUCAGGGAUCUGGCCAGCACCACCAGGAAGUCACGCACAGCUCUGUGGUGCGCCCUGCAGAUGACUUUACCCAAGAGCAGCCACGGCCUGGAGGCCUCGGAGGCAGACAGCUACCCCGCUGCAGAGACCCAGUUGGAGAGGAUCACCGCUGUGUUUUAGCCACCUAGUGCAGUGACCAGGCCUCUGUCUCACGAAAGGUAGUGACAUAGCCUUAGCUCAGUUCCAGCUAUGAAAGGAUAUGUUCGUUUUUUGACAGUGUAUAUACAAUAAUAUUGCAUCUUAUGUUUUGGUCAAUAUACAGUGUUCAGUGACAUUUAUUUAAGAACAGAUUUUAUUAUGCUGUUUGUGAAAUUCCAAAUCCCAGUGAAAUCUUCCAAAUCUAGAGUUAAACACAGAUUGGCAGUGGGAGGAGAACUUUGGGCUAUGAGUAGAAGUGAUGAUCACAGGAAGCUUUUUGUCAGGGGUAGGAAAACUCCACCAGUCAUUGUAAUAAACGUGUAAUGAAGGGUAUCUCAUGAUUUAAGGGUUGUGGAUAUGAAUGGUAGAUUCAACAAAAAAGUUUUAAAAAAAAAAUACAAGAAGUUUCUGUUUUUUAUUGAUUUAUCUUAGACCUGCAAUUAAUGUUCUAUCAGCCAUUUGUGUCUUACAUAUAUACAGACACAUAUAUAUAAACAACAAAAACAAAGACAGAUCUUGAGUAUGAAUAUAAUUUAAGGCGCUAUUUAUGAAUAAUUAAUGUUGUCAUUUCUGUAAUUUCCUUUCUUUGCUAUAUUUAUUGGAAUGUUUCUGUAGCCGUGAGAAGUUUGAGAAGCUAAUCAGAUAACAAAAAUGUUGGAAUUCUUUUCUUAAAGGAAUCCAUGCUUUAUUUAUUCAGGCUCAUCAAAAAUGGUGAAACUGUAUUCAAGAUUUAUUCAUGACAUCCACGAGAUCUUGUUGAAAUGUUUGUAUUCCUUGAUGUCAGUUGUUGAAAUCAUCUAUUUUCUCCUGGUCAGGUCAGUGAAUGGUUAAUGAUGAGUGUAAUUUCCAGAUGAAGUGAUUAAUUAAGUGAACCAACCACAAUUUCUUACUGUUCAAACACCAGUGUUUUUUCACCAUUUGUUUCUGUUGAAUAUUCAUGUAAAUCAGAACCAUCUGUAAUUAGUUACUUAAAUAAACACAAA